CCAAAUUGCGCCCGCUCAAAGUCAACACAGUCGCGGAUUGUCCCUCGGCGAAUCCCCGCCGUCAUGGAUCCUCCUCGGGCUCGCGUCCAGCUGUCCGCCGGGUAAAAGCAACAAGUUUAUCGGACCACCGUAUCAUGGGAAUACCAGUUGGCCGGCGCACUCGCCCCGGUGGAUAAGUUUUCUUGAUGGAAAGCAUGUCACCGCAGCAACUGCAGCCGGGCGCCGCCAUGGGCCGGAGCGGCUCGGACUCUGUGGCCGGGAACAACGCGUCAUCCCCGGAUAGUAAAAAGAUGAAAACGCUGGCUCAGAGAAGGCAAUCCGCUCCCUCAUUGGUCAUCAGCAAAGCACUGACCAGGUCUAGAAGCACGUCCAGGGAGAGCUGCCUGACUCCGGUGAGUCCAGAGUCUUGCAAUCUGGUCCAGAGCUUCCUGAGCGAGUGUCCUGGCCAAGCGUUCCUGGGUCACGUUCAAGUCCAGAUGAAGAUGGGCCUGCAGACCCAGGACAGACAUCUCUUCCUCUUCACUGAGACGCUCAUCGUCACCAAGACCAAGUCUCCGUCUCACUUCAAGGUGAAAGCGCGGGUGCGCGUGUGCGAGAUGUGGACCGCCGCCUGCGUGGAGGAGGUAUGCGAAGGCAGCACCAGCCCGGAGAGGAGCUUCGUCCUGGGAUGGCCCACCUGCAACUACGUGGCCACGUUCAGCUCCGAGGAGCACAAAGAAAAGUGGCUGCUGCUCAUCAAAAGUCGCAUCAACGAGGGAAAGGAGAAGGAUGACCCCAAGACGGUCCCGCUCAAGAUAUUUGCCAAGGAUAUCGGAAACUGCGCUUAUGCCAAGACGCUUGCGGUCAACAACUCGGACGACACCGACGACGUCAUCAGCAUGGCGCUCACGCAGUUCGGCAUCGUCGGUUGCGUGAAGGACUACCGCUUGUGGGUGAGCUCCAGUAAGGACGAGCCGCCGUACCCUCUGAUUGGCCACGAGUUCCCGCUUAGCAUCAAGAUGAGUCACAUUCGAGACGGCGGCGGGAGUCGAGGAGAUGCGGGCGGUCCGUGUGACUGUCCUGAGGUUCAGCUGCUGGACCGGUGCCUACCUCCGGACACGCAGUGCCACUUCAUACUCAGACCCAGCAAAGUCACGCACGGCACCGAUGCGCUCGGAGAGAGUCCCCAGCCGAAGUCGUUCAAGCGUAAGCGCUCUCUGAUCAACUGGCCCUUCUGGAGGGGCUCCAGCAGUCAGCUGGAAAUUGCCACCCCCCCGCUCAGCCCCACCUCGCCCGGACCCGCCAUCCCCGGGCACCUCUUCGGGCGGCCGCUCGCUUCCGUCUGCUCCCACGACGCUGGCCUGCCCAAACCUGUCAUGGACAUGCUGGUGUUCCUGUACACGGAGGGUCCGUAUACCCGAGGGGUGUUCCGGCGCUCGGCGGGGGCCAAGGCCUGCCGGGAGUUGCGUGAGCGGCUGGAUGCCGGAACAGACGACGGCGAGAUCGCGCGCCAGUCCGUGUUUGUCGUUGCCGCCGUCCUCAAGGACUUCCUCCGCAGCAUCCCGGGCAGCCUGCUGUGCUCGGACUUUUACGACCAGUGGACGGGGGCCAUGGACAGUGAGGGUAGCGACGACGUGAUCGGCGAAGUCCACAGAUUACUGCGCCUGCUGCCCGCUGAGAAUCUUCUGCUCCUGCGCCACGUGGCCGCCGUGCUGUACCACAUUCAAGGUUACGCCCACGACAACCAGAUGAACGCCUUCAACCUGUCCGUCUGCAUUGCUCCCAGCAUGCUCUGGGCCCCCACGCCCGGGACCCCCGAGAUGGAAGGAGAAGGUGCCAAGAAGGUGUGCGAGCUGGUGCGCUUUCUCAUCGAGAACUGCGCCGCCGUGCUGGGCGACGACGUCACCUCGCUGUUUUCCAAUUUCAGCCCGAAGGGUGGCGGCAGCGAGCACAGCUCCGACACGUCGUCGUUCCAAAUGAACGACUCGUCGUACGACAGCUUGGAGAACGAGCUGAACGAUGAGCCCGAGUCUCCGUGCCGGGACCAGCUGCCCCUGCGCGACAAGCCCGACAGCCGCAGCCGCGACUCGGUCCUCACGCUCAGCGACUGCGAGCCCGACGCCGAGAGCCGCGUCGACGACCUCCUGCUGCAGCUGCCGCCGCUGGCCCGUCCGCGCCGCUUCAGCCCGGCCGCCCGCCAGCCCCGCGUCCGCCACGCCAACGGGGUGUCCUCGCAGGGCGCCGCGUGGAGGUUGAGGCGGAGCUCGGAGCCCGCCUUGGCUGCCCCGGCGGGGGGGCGCCUCCCGCUACGCAAGGCCAGCUACGAUGCCGCCAUGGAGGGCGAGGAGGAAGAAGAGGAGGAGUUCCUGGAGAAGGAGCUAAACGGGCUCCACUUGAAUUCGGAGCAGGACCAGAACAGCGGUCGGCGGAAGAGCAAGCAAGCCCCCCCGCCCCCGCUGCGCCUGGAUGCCAGUUGCUCCAGCCUCUCCUCCCCGGCCACCUCCCCCACCUGCUCUUCGCUCAGCUCCUUAGAUUCGGCUUUCUCGCAGUACUCCACUGAUUACGGCGCCAUCCCGCCAGGAGGGGACGCCCCACUCCGCUCCCCGCGGUGCUCGCCGCCGCAGAAGGACCCCCGCCCCGGCGCCCACCCCAACACGUGGAUCAAGAAGGAGCAGCGCCUGUCCCUGAAGCAGCCGCUUAACGGACAACAUGCAACCGAGCACUCGCCGCCGUCCACCGGGACCCAAAACGGGACGCCCGACCGGCGUUCCAGCAGUCCUCCGUCCUACCAGCAGGCGCUGCUGCAAUUACAACGCACCCCCCCCUUCUACAAGGGGGCCGACAAACCCCUGACGGUGCGAGAGCUCAGGCUCCUCCACGACGCACCUCCCGCCGGAACUGACACUGUCCAGCCCCCGACGGGCGUCUUCUAUGGACAAGGUGCCACCACUCUCGUACUUAAACGCCACAAGGCCCACUCCCUGACGCCGCCCGUCCAGAGCCGGACGCUCCCCCGCCGCCGCUCCGAACCCGUCUGCCGCCCCUCCAAAACGGCCACCGCGGACAGACCCCGGGCCUCCCCGAGGGUGUCGGACGGCGAGUCCCUGUCGCCCUCUGCCGACCGCACCGUGCGGGAGUACUUUUCCACCACCGGAGACGCGGCGGGCUGCGUGCGGCGCACCCAGGAGGUGGCGCUGGCCAUCGCGCAGGCCAAGAGGGAGUGGCACAGUCGGCAGUGCAGUGAGCCGCGAUUGGACGAUUUCGACCAGCUCUUCUUCGCCGAAGAGUCGUACGUGUAACCGUCAACUUUGUACAUACGCACUUUUUACUCGCUUUUUUUAUUUUUUUUUUUGCAUUACUCACUUUUGUCUACGCGGUGUGUUUACGGUACCAGGGUGGGAGACUUCUCGUAUUUUUAAAAAGGUACCACUUCCUGCGUACCGCCACAAUAAGAGGUCGUUUUGGUUCCGCUGAAACAAACAGAAGUCACUCGGAUGUGGAAAAAAAAAGGCACCGUAUGGAGAAGGAAGCUGGGAUUGAUGCACUUCCUAGUGCGGUCUAUGUUCUGCCACAAUAAGAGAAUUUGAAGUCACAUCCUGCCAAAUUAAGAGCAUCACAGAGGCGACCUUCACUUUUUUUCUAUCAAGAAAAAUAUUUAAAAAAAAAAAAAAAAGAGAGAGAGAGAGAGAGAAUUCACACAAAAGUGACAAAAAGAGGCACCAUACUUGUGAGCUGACAUACAUAUUCACUUCCUGGGCGCCAAAAUAGGAGCAUUCACAUUCCGCCAAACUAAGAGCAUGACAGGGGAAACAUUAUGGAUUCCUCCAUUUGUUGAUCCACUACAAAUAAGAGCAAGAACAUCCUGUCAAAAUAAGAGUGGAAUAAUAAUCACUCAGAGAACUUGUUUUAGGAACCUUGUCCACAUGCUCGGAAUUUCAGCCUUUUCGUAAAUAUUCUCUGAUUUUUGUAGUCCGACGCGAAAGCAAACAGAUUAUGUUUUGUUUUUAAUCAAAAUAAGACAUUUUGAAACUUAUCUGAUUUUAAUUUGAAAAACAAUGAUCGGGUACAAUUUUGGGGGCGGAUGUUACGGACCAAAACAUCAACAAUCGAUUUGUGUUUGGGCUUUUUCUGGACUGUCAAAUUGAAAGAAUGUCCUGUUUAUGAAUUUUUUUU
Syngnathoides biaculeatus (alligator pipefish) is the source of this 4152-nucleotide messenger RNA. RefSeq names its product rho GTPase-activating protein 20-like. The transcript has 15 exons. Gene Ontology annotation, molecular function: GTPase activator activity. The record is from RefSeq and is a predicted model, not a curated record. NCBI's taxonomy places the organism in Eukaryota, Metazoa, Chordata, Actinopteri, Syngnathiformes, Syngnathidae. The coding region runs from base 186 to 3278 and encodes 1030 amino acids. Gene Ontology annotation, biological process: regulation of Rho protein signal transduction; signal transduction.